GUCGAUGGGAGUUGGGCGAUAGAUGCAGGGUUGUCCGUAUUUAUGAGAUGAAAGCCGAAUUGGCGUAAUCCAGUCGGAGGAAGUUCCUUCUUGUUUUUGAUACAGCAGCUCACUUUUUUCUUGGUACAUUAUCGAGCGUUGAAAUUUCCUGGUAGAUAAUAGCAAAGAGCAGCCUCAAAAUGCCUGGCGAGAAAAGCCACAAAGAGCGGACUGUCCCGAUGGAAGUCCUGGUACUGGGACUCUGCCGCACCGGGACAAUGUCAAUGAGAAUUGCCCUAGAAAAACUCGGCUAUGAAAAUGUUUAUCAUUUUUCCAGUGUCUUUGAGCACGAGACACAUCCCGAGCUCUGGAUCUCGGCACUGAAGGCAAAAUACGAACAGAAAGGAAAGGAGUCAACAAAUCAGUUCUCAAAAGAGUAUUGGGACGACAUCCUCGGAGAAUACAGUGCAGUUACAGAUAUCCCAUGCGCGUGCUUCGCACCCGAACUCAUCGCGGCAUACCCAAACGCCAAGUUAAUCCUCACUACCCGCUCAUCAACAAGCUGGCAUACAUCUGUGCUUCGAACGAUACACGCACUUCAAAGUUCCUAUCUGAAUCGCUUCCUCCUCCUGUUUUCCGCCGCUUAUCUCAACCGCAUCUCAUCACUCAUGGAUCUCAUCAUCGAGCACUAUUUCCGCGGCAAUAUCCCACAUUUUGGUGUACAAGUAUUUAAAGAGCAUAACGAGAUGGUGAGGAGAAGUGCGAAAGAUGAGGGCAGAGAAUUGCUGGAGUUUAACUUGGGUGAUGGGUGGGUGGAGCUAUGUAGAUUCUUAGGAAAGGACGUCCCUGAUUUGGAUUUUCCGCAUGUUAAUGAGAGGGAUUCGUGGAGGAGGUCGUUUGGUUUGGGAUGGAGUGGGAGGAAUGUACUUCUUUCUGGGUUGCCUGUUGUUGUUGGAGUUCUGGGGAUUUGGCUUGCGUCUUGGAAGCAGUAGCCUGGGCGGAAUUGAGACUCGCGAAGUCGAGCGUUAUGCCUUGCAUGACCGAGUUGACAGCUGCUUCGAAGCUUGCUUCUUGUUGAAAAGAUUAUUUCGAUCUCUGGUGCACGUUACGACUUAGGCCUAGAUUUGACCUCGUGCACUAACAUUCGCAUGAGAACCUACUACUUUCGAUUGACCUGUGUCAUGAAAGCUUGCAGAGGC
Messenger RNA from Cadophora gregata, 1178 nucleotides. RefSeq lists its product as uncharacterized. The transcript has 4 exons. The coding region runs from base 180 to 971 and encodes 263 amino acids. NCBI's taxonomy places the organism in Eukaryota, Fungi, Ascomycota, Leotiomycetes, Helotiales, Ploettnerulaceae. The record is from RefSeq and is a predicted model, not a curated record.